AUGGACCAUGGCUGCCAGGUGCGCAAGCGUGACGUGGUUGUGAAUGUGGCCGGCGGUGCCCCGGCGGGCGCGUCCGUGCGCGUGGUGCAGCUGGACAGCGCCUUCCCCAUUGGCAGCUGCAUCAACGGCACGGUGAUCCAGGACCCGGCCUUCGUGGACUUCUUCACCAACCACAUGGACUGGGCCGUCUUCGAGAACGAGCUCAAGUGGUACUGGACCGAGGCGCAGCGCGGGCAGCUCAACUACGCGGACGCCGACCGCCUGCUCGACUUCUGCGACCGCGCGGGCAAGCCCGUGCGGGGCCACUGCAUCUUCUGGGCCGUCGACGGCGACGUGCAGCAGUGGAUCAAGGACAUCGCCGCCUACGACCGGGACCAGCUCAUGGCUGCCGUGCAGGCACGCCUCAACGGCCUCCUCGGCCGCUACGCGGGGAGGUUCCCGCACUACGACGUCAACAACGAGAUGCUGCACGGGCGCUUCUUCCGCGACCGCCUGGGCGACGACGUGGCCGCGCUCAUGUUCCGCGAGGCGGCCCGCCUGGACCCGGGCGCCGCGCUCUUCGUCAACGACUACAACGUCGAGUGCGGCAACGACCCCAGCGCCACGCCGGAGCGGUACGUGGAGCUCAUCCGUUACCUGCAGUGGCGCGGCGCGCAGGUCGGCGGCGUCGGGCUGCAGGGCCACGUGACCCACCCCGUCGGGGAGAUCAUCUGCGACGCGCUCGACGCGCUCUCCGCGGCCACCGACCUGCCUAUCUGGUUUACGGAGCUCGACGUGGGCGAGCCCGACGACGCCCUGCGGGCCGACGACCUCGAGGCCGUGAUGCGCGAGGCGUACGCGCACCCGGCCGUCCAGGGCGUCGUGCUCUGGGGGUUCAUGCAGGGAUACAUGUGGAGGCAGGACGCCGCCCUCGUCAACAGCGACGGCACAGUCAACGACGCCGGCCAGAGGUUCAUUGACCUCCGGAGGGAGUGGACCUCCGACGCGCGGGGCCGCCUCGACGCCGAUGGACAGUUCAAGUUCAGGGGCUUCCACGGCAACUACGUGGCGCAGGUCACCAUGCCCACGGGGACGAAGAUGCUCAAGGCGUUCACCGUCGACAAAGGGGACACGCCUCUCGUCCUGGACAUGGAUAACUGA
This is a messenger RNA of Miscanthus lutarioriparius, 1140 nucleotides long. The record is from the annotation of a GenBank genome assembly. NCBI's taxonomy places the organism in Eukaryota, Viridiplantae, Streptophyta, Magnoliopsida, Poales, Poaceae.